This is a messenger RNA of Brassica oleracea var. oleracea, 463 nucleotides long. RefSeq names its product CLAVATA3/ESR (CLE)-related protein 19. The transcript has a single exon. Bases 44 to 268 code for a protein of 74 amino acids. The record is from RefSeq and is a predicted model, not a curated record. NCBI's taxonomy places the organism in Eukaryota, Viridiplantae, Streptophyta, Magnoliopsida, Brassicales, Brassicaceae.
UCCCGCAGCCAAACAAAAACUUUUUUUUUGACAAAGAUAGAACAUGAAGAUCAAGAGUUUGAUAUUGGCUUCCUCUUUUCUGAUUCUUGCCUUCAUUCAUCACUCAGAAUCAGCUUCAUUUCGGAGUUUGCUGAUGAAGAAUGGAUUGUACGAAGAAGAAGAAGCAAAAAUUCUAUUGGGCGACUCCAAAGAAACGAUAACUAAUUCUACAGCUUUGGAGUCUAAACGGAUAAUUCCGACGGGUCCAAAUCCACUUCACAACAGGUAACUUUGAUCAUUUAAGAACAAGAUAUGUUGUGAGUAUGUCUCUUCCUCUGUUUUUGUUACAAGUAUCUAUCUUACUGUGUAAUGUAAUGGUGAAUGUAUAAGACAUUUUCUAAUUAAAUUACCUUAUUUAUUCCCUAAUAAUUGCCUUUCACACAUCUUUCUUUGUUGUUUCAAAUUAAUUAAAGAAAUCAUAUGA